Molecule: messenger RNA, 1902 nt
Organism: Fraxinus pennsylvanica
Lineage: Eukaryota; Viridiplantae; Streptophyta; Magnoliopsida; Lamiales; Oleaceae
Source: the annotation of a GenBank genome assembly
AUGGAGCAAGCAGUCAAAUUGAUAGUCCAAUUCACGCGCAAUAGCUCGAUUCAACUCUCUAUAAUUACAACCUCACAACUCACUGCUUCGCCGCCGGUAUUUACUCCCUCCGGUCAACUACUUUUUCUGAUCCUCUCUCUCUCUCUGCAUCUUCUAUAUUCAGAUUCAGAAAUAAGUGCAUACUUAGGCAAAAAUGGGUUUGAAGAGACUCCUGCAAGACUGGCGGAUCGGAUUCUUACCCGGUCUAGUGUCGAGGCAGAGCUAGAAGUGAAGGCGCGGAGCGAAAAUGAGAUGAAGAGGACGCUUUCGUGGUGGGACUUGAUCUGGUUUGGCAUGGGUGCCGUCAUCGGUGCAGGAAUAUUCGUGCUUACCGGCCGUGAGGCGCGUCAGGGAGCUGGUCCUGCUGUGGUUCUCUCUUACGCAGUCUCAGGGCUAUCGGCCUUGCUCUCAGUUUUCUGCUACACCGAGUUUGCUGUGGAGAUCCCUGUCGCAGGGGGUUCAUUUGCCUACUUGAGGGUGGAGCUAGGCGACUUCGUGGCCUUUAUAGCUGCAGGAAACAUCCUUCUUGAGUACGUCAUUGGUGGUGCUGCAGUGGCUCGUACGUGGACAUCCUACUUUGCAACUCUUUGCAACCAUACGUCAGAUGAAUUUCGCAUCACAGUUCAUCAACUAGCCAAAGGAUAUAACCAACUUGACCCCAUAGCUGUUGGUAUAUUAGCAAUCAUUUGUGCAAUUGCAGUUCUAAGCACAAAAGGCUCUUCUCGACUUAACUACAUUGCCUCAAUAGUCCAUAUGCUCGUCAUUCUCUUCAUCAUCAUUUGUGGGCUCAUUAAAGCAGACACUAAGAAUUACACUCCUUUCACGCCAUUUGGUCCUCGCGGUAUCUUCAAAGCUUCUGCAGUCUUGUUCUUUUCUUAUGUUGGUUUUGAUGCUGUUUCAACUAUGGCUGAGGAAACCAAAAAUCCGGCCAAAGACAUUCCCAUCGGCCUUGUGGGAUCGAUGGUGAUCACCACAACUAUCUACUGCUUGAUGGCAGUAACUCUAUGCCUGAUGCAACCGUACCAAACAAUUGAUCCUGAUGCACCAUUUUCUAGGGCGUUUGAAAUUGUAGGCUGGGGAUGGGCUCAGUACAUAGUGGCUGCAGGUGCAUUGAAGGGAAUGACGUCUGUUUUGCUCGUCAGCGCAGUAGGCCAAGCACGUUACUUGACACACAUUGCACGUACUCAUAUGAUGCCUCCAUGGUUCGCCAAAGUAAAUACAAAAACAGGAACACCAAUCAAUGCCACCAUUGUUAUGCUAGCUGCUACCGCAGUUAUUGCCUUCUUCACAGACCUUGGCAUUUUAUCCAACCUUCUCUCAAUCUCAACACUCAUUAUUUUUAUGCUAGUGGCUGUUGCUCUACUCGUUCGUCGGUACUAUGUCAGUGGAGAGACAACAAUCGAAAACCGGAACAAACUAAUUGUGUUCCUUCUUCUUAUCAUUGGAUCAUCGAUUGCUAUUGCUGCUUACUGGGGAAUUAGUGAAAGUGGUUGGAUUGCAUAUUGCAUAAUUGCCCCCAUUUGGUUUUUAUCCACACUUGGACUUUCUAUUUUCGUCCCACAAGCUCGUAAACCUAAGCUGUGGGGCAUUCCAUUGGUUCCUUGGUUGCCAUCGUCAUCAAUUGCCAUUAACAUCUUCCUUCUUGGGUCCAUAGACAAGGAUUCAUUCAUAAGGUUCGCCAUAUGGAGUGGUUUCCUAUUGGUGUACUAUUUCUUCUUUGGACUGCAUGCAUCAUAUGACACUGCCAAGGAAUUUGAAGGAAAGGCAAUACAGGAAAGGAGAUUGAGGAUUGUUGAAGAGGGACAAAUUCCAGCAACAAAAUCUGGCUUAUUACCAAAUGAUGGAAUUGAACCUAGUCUUUGA